Nematolebias whitei (Rio pearlfish) is the source of this 2853-nucleotide messenger RNA. It is a transcript of the gene sik1, whose product is annotated as salt-inducible kinase 1. The transcript is spliced from 14 exons. Gene Ontology annotation, cellular component: cytoplasm. Bases 205 to 2616 code for a protein of 803 amino acids. The record is from RefSeq and is a predicted model, not a curated record. NCBI's taxonomy places the organism in Eukaryota, Metazoa, Chordata, Actinopteri, Cyprinodontiformes, Rivulidae. Gene Ontology annotation, molecular function: ATP binding; protein serine/threonine kinase activity; tau-protein kinase activity. Gene Ontology annotation, biological process: protein phosphorylation; microtubule cytoskeleton organization; intracellular signal transduction.
GAGGCUCAGAGCGGCCGCAGCGCACACAGGCCCGCAGUGCGCUCCGUGGAAAACUUUCUCCUCCUGGCUCUCACUGUCUGCGCUCAGGUGGAAUGCUUGGACUUUUUGUCUUACAGUCUGGACUGUGAGAGACGCUGGUUUAUGUUCUUUUAAAAAGGUACAAGCCUUCAUUUGUCCCAGCGCUGUUCCAACAGUCGGUGCACCAUGGUGAUCAUGACAGACACCAGCAGGAGCACCCAGCCGCCUCCUGCCCAGGGGAGGCCACUGCAGGUCGGCUUCUAUGAGAUCAUCCGCACCCUGGGGAAAGGAAACUUUGCAGUGGUGAAGCUGGCCAGACACAAAGUCACCAAAACCCAGGUGGCUAUAAAGAUCAUAGACAAGACCAGGCUGAAUCCCUCCAACCUGGAGAAGAUUUACAGAGAAGUGCAGAUCAUGAAGCUGCUAAACCACCCUCACAUAAUCAAACUCUACCAGGUAAUGGAGACUAAAGACAUGUUGUACAUUGUCACAGAGUAUGCAAAGAACGGAGAGAUGUUCGACCACCUGACCUCAAACGGCCGCAUGAGCGAAGACGAGGCCAGGAAGAAGUUCUGGCAGAUCCUCACAGCCGUGGACUACUGCCACCGGCACCACAUCGUUCACCGCGACCUCAAAACCGAGAACUUGUUGCUGGACGCCAACAUGAACAUCAAACUGGCCGACUUUGGAUUCGGAAACUUCUACAAAGCCGGGGAGCCUCUGUCCACAUGGUGCGGCAGCCCGCCUUACGCUGCCCCUGAAGUGUUUGAGGGGAAGGAGUAUGAGGGGCCUCAGCUGGACGUCUGGAGUCUUGGCGUGGUGCUUUACGUUCUCGUCUGCGGCUCUCUUCCGUUCGAUGGACCGAGUCUUCCAGCGCUCAGACAGAGGGUCACCGAAGGCCGGUUCAGAAUUCCCUUCUUCAUGUCCCAAGACUGUGAAAACCUGGUCCGUAAGAUGCUGGUGGUGGAUCCAGCCAGAAGGAUCACCGUUGCCCAGAUCAAGCAACACCGCUGGAUGCUAUCAGACCCUUCGGCCGCAAACCAGACCCUCAGCCAUUCCCUCACAGAGUACAACUCCAACCUGGGCGACUACAGCGAACCCGUGCUGACCAUAAUGAACACACUCGGCAUCGAUAGGCAGAGGACCAUCGAGUCUUUGCAGAGCAGCAGCUACAAUCACUUCUCUGCCAUCUACUACCUGCUGCUGGAGAGAGUGCGGGAGCAUCGCACGCAGCAGCUCAGCCGUCAGUGUGGCAGCUGGAACCAGAGACCCAGGAGCACCUCCGACUCCACCGGCCCAGAGGUGAUUAUGGAGUCCGGAGAGAGCUUUAGAACCACAGCUUUUUCAGUUCCAGCCAAAAACACUCCUCCACCCGUCUACUCCGAGGUGGAGUGUGACCAAAGCGGAUUGUUCCAGCGAGUGGUGUUCCCAGUGGAGGCCAGCCUGAGCAGACUGCUCUGGAACCGCUCCAUUUCUCCCAACAGUCUGCUGGAGACGAGCAUCAGCGAGGAGGUCCGUCCCCGAGACCUAGAAGAAGAGGAGGCGACACAAACUCUCGGGCCCCUGCUUCCACCCACCACCUCCCGCAGACACACUCUGGCAGAGGUCUCCGCCCGUUUCCACCAGUGUAACCCUCCAUGCAUUGUGGUCAGUCCUUCAGAUGGAGCCUCCUCUGACGGCUGUCUGAAGUCCUCCUCCAGUCCUGCUCCCACUUUGCAAGCUGCUGUGGGGGAGAUCUCAACACUUCUGGCCUCCGGGGCUGGAGGUGGAGCUCUGCAACCUGCUGGAGCUCCUCUGACCCUCUCCUCUCACCUCCUGCCCCCAGCACAAAGCAGCCUGCCCACUGCCAGCUUCCAGGAGGGGCGCAGAGCCUCCGACACCUCCCUCACGCAAGGCCUCAAAGCUUUCCGCCAACAGCUGAGGAAAAGCACACGCACCAAAGGACUGCUGGGAUUAAAUAAGAUUAAGGGUCUGGCCAGGCAGGUUGUUCCUCCCCCCUCCUGUAACCGUGGCAGCCGGGGCUCGCUCGGUCCAGCCUUCUCCGAGCACCGCAGCAUGCUGGAGGAGGUGCUGCACCAGCAAAGGAUGCUGCAGAUUCAGCACCAACCGCAGCCUCAAGUCCAAACCACCCAGACAGGACCUACCCAGAAUCCUCUGCUCUUCCUGACACAGCAGCAGCCGUCCUCUCCUUCACCGACGUCUGUCUUCGCCCCCUCCUCCAUGUUUGACACCCCCACUCAGCCCGCCCUGCCUCCUCAGCAGGCCUCAGCAUGUCUUCAACACUGCCCGUGGCACCAAAGUCUCGAGACUUCCUACUCCAGCUGCUCCUCGUCCUCUUCUACCUGCUACACCUCCUCCCUGUCCCCCGUGGCCUCCGCUGCCUAUCUUCUCGAGGCACGUCUGCACAUCAGCCAACAACCCCAACCUUCUUACACCAGAUUCCAGCAGCAGCUUCAGUCUGCCACACAGGCCCCCAUCCCCACCCUGUCCAAGCUGAGCGUGUGGAGCCGGGUUUCAGCCCCUGGUGCAGAUCCAAACCUGCAGGAUCUGGGCCUGGCGGGACAGCAGCAGCUCAGCAGCUGCGUGAUGGUGAAGUAAAACCAAACCAGGAGAAAAGAGCACAACUCUGAGCAGAAGAAACAAAAAGCUGAUACAAGCGACAAAUAAACACAUUUACCAAGACGUACACAUGUGCGAACGUGUGCUGUAUGUUAUAAGCUAAAGACUCAGCAAUAACCAAACUCUGGACGGGGCGUUGACUUUGUAUCCCAGAGAAGCAAUAAUUGACUCCUCCAGCUGUCAGACGGACUCGCAUGGAUGAAAUAAGAGCUGGCG